AUGGUUCUAUGGUUCCAGCGGAGGUAUAUAUGUGAAGUAUAUAUAAGAGCAUUCUACCCUGGUCAACAUCAGAACAUUCGGAAGACAAGGGCACACUGUUUACAGGCCAAUACGCAAUUUUCUUUCAAUCCCUGUUUGCCCUUUUGGUUUCUUUCCUUCUUCUGCCCUGGGACCUCAUUAAUUCUGCACGGGUACGAAGUUGUUGUGCAUUUUAUGCCCUCCUUUCCACCAGAUAUUGUUAAUAUAUGUGACCAUACCCGUACGAGUGGGCUUAUUAUGAUAGCCAAGUCAAGGGUGCAAAGCAUAAAACCGAGGCAUCAAGACAGGCAUCAUGAAUCCAGCUAA
Microsporum canis CBS 113480 is the source of this 345-nucleotide messenger RNA. RefSeq lists its product as uncharacterized. NCBI's taxonomy places the organism in Eukaryota, Fungi, Ascomycota, Eurotiomycetes, Onygenales, Arthrodermataceae. The transcript is spliced from 4 exons. Bases 1 to 345 code for a protein of 114 amino acids. The record is from RefSeq and is a predicted model, not a curated record.